Molecule: messenger RNA, 699 nt
Organism: Rotaria sp. Silwood2
Lineage: Eukaryota; Metazoa; Rotifera; Eurotatoria; Philodinida; Philodinidae
Source: the annotation of a GenBank genome assembly
AUGGCUACCUCUUCUACUUUUGUUCACAAUGUUUAUCUACCUGUUGAUGUUAUUCCAACUGCUGAAACAAGAAUCAAGCUUGCAAAUCGUAUUUCGGUUUCUCCUCUCGUGCUGGGUACUUGGGCCUGGGGUGAUACAAAUACUUGGAAUUGGACUUCUGAAUCAGAUCCAAAAGCCAAGGAUGCUUUUGAUAUUUCGAUGUCCAAGGGAAUCAACACGUUUGAUACAGCUGAAAUUUAUGGCAAUGGCGAAAGUGAACGUUGUAUUGCACGCUACAAAGAAAAUCAUCCAACUGCUGCAGAAAUUGUGAUUGCUACGAAGUUUUUUCCUACUCCUUUCAAGUUAUUCUAUCCGUCUUCGCUCAUUAAUGCUCUUCGAGAAAGUCUUGCAAGAUUAAAGGUUGAAUGCGUUGAUCUUUAUCAAAUUCAUGGUCCCAUUCAUCUUCGUUCCAUUGAAGUUGUUGGUGAUGCACUAGCUGAAGCUGUCAAACUUGGUCUCACCAAGACGGUUGGCAUUUCGAAUUAUUCAACAGCAGAAAUGAUCAGAAUGUAUGAUUGUUUACAAAAGCAUGGCAUUCAGCUUGCAUCGAAUCAAGUCGAAUAUUCGCUUAUUCGACGAUUGCCGGAGACAUCUGGCCAUAUUGCUGAAUGUCACAAACGAGGUGUUGCUGUUCUGGGAUAUUGUCCACUUGUAAGUUAA